This is a messenger RNA of Suillus subaureus, 2571 nucleotides long. RefSeq lists its product as uncharacterized. The transcript is spliced from 8 exons. NCBI's taxonomy places the organism in Eukaryota, Fungi, Basidiomycota, Agaricomycetes, Boletales, Suillaceae. The record is from RefSeq and is a predicted model, not a curated record. Bases 1 to 2571 code for a protein of 856 amino acids.
AUGUCGCCACGAGCGUCUUCAUCUACUCCGAGAAGCGCGUCCGCAGCUAGCGCUCCAUACCCACGACGAGCUGCUGGUCAACCAAAGUCUUCUAGGCAACAGUUCUCCGCUUGCGGAGCUUUUCGAUGUGACCUAAAAGACCUUCCCAUCACCCAGACUACAGGUGGUGUGCAGCAGCCUUCAUGCUCAAACUGCAAGGAACGUGGGAUCAAAUGCGUUGAUGAAUUUGCUGAAGUCAAAGCUGUAAAACUUUUAAGACGCGGGCGCCGUCUACAACAAGUAGAAGCUGUCUAUGGUAAAGUUACAGAUGACGAUUCAAACACGUCUUCGGCAAUGUCCACAGGAUCAAACUCCACGAUCCCAACCACGCUUUCCGCGGGGAUCGCCGUGCCCAGACAGAGCAUUAUUCCCCAGCUGACGCUAGAAUUCCUCAACUCAUCUUUCUUCCGCAGGUUCAGCAUCCAACGUCCUAUAAUCGAACCCACUGAAUUCACAUCAAGAUACUUUGCUCAUUUGAAGGGCACUUCCACUCUCAGUAUCGAGGGUCAGAUGAUUGCGAUGUUACUUGUCACAUGGGCUGCCUCAUUUGGCGUCAAUGAAAAUGGUGUUGAGGAGGAAGUAGAGCCGCAUUCCCCCACUAUCCCCGGCGGACCCAAGUUCUCUCCAGACGAUGAUGACGAUUUCUCUGACCCCAGCCGUCGCGUCCGUACUCUUCGUGUGGAGACAAUGAUCAAGGAGAUCCUACAUCUAAUCGAUACUCAUGCUCUGCUGCGACACCCGACUUGGGACGGUGUCAGGGUCCUUUUGCUCAUCCUCCCACUAACCCAGGGCAUCCAAAGUCCCAUGGACAGGGGAACUAUGUACGAGGCGACGCUUUCCCAAGUUUACACACUCUGCAGCCCGACCAAUCAUUCCGUGAUACACAGUGGCCAAGGAUCUUAUUGUGAUGCACUUGUCCGUGCCAGAGUUUUCUGGUAUGCCUACGUACAUGAAGGUGUCCGCACUGCCUUACGCGGUGGUCGGCUAUAUCUUGACGAGGAUGACCUUGUUGCAUUCCAAAGCACGCUCCCUCCUCAAUAUUGUGCAUCUGCAUCUGGCAGUGCUUCUUCCUCUACGUCUGCUUCAUCACGCUCCUCGCCUACUGCCACUUCUCCAGUGUCAUCCGAUUUCCCUGUCAAUUCUUUGCAGGAUCCUCGCGGCCACUCGCGCGCCUCGCUUUCUUACCUCCUCUCUUCCCAUUAUUUUUCGCUCGCCCUUGCCGUUUCUGGUGUUUGUCGUGUGGUUCACUCAGUGCUCACUGGACCUCGUGCGCGUCGUCGCACCGAUGCCGGUGUUGCCAUCCGCGAGGACUCCCUCGUAGAAAUCUGGGAUGGUCUCGAGCGGUGCUGGGAGGAUUUCGAGUCUCUCCGUCGUGGAGCGGGCGGCAUGGGCACUGUGGGCGGCGGCCUCGUACGUGGAGAGGAUGUCGAGCGUUUCGUUAGUGGAUGGCAAGUGUUCAUCUUUGAGUGCUUGAACAUCAUUCGGGAAACCGUGAGACAGCGCAUCGUUGCGCAGACCAAGGGUAGCCCCGACUCAAACGGUCAUUCCCCUCCCGCUGAUCGUGCCCUUUGUCGCAUGCUUACUCAGGCUACUCGCCGUUGCCGCCUUUUCCUUCCCCGCGUCAUUGCCAUCUUGAAACGGCACCUUGCUGUUCCCUCCAGCGGUUUCUUUGCUCAUGAUGCUGGCCUCAUCCGGGACGGAUGCUACUAUGCUGCGUUGCUACUUGCACAAAGCGAUGUUGAUCAGGAUGCAGAUAGUGAUCUGAAAGGCGAAGAUGGACUUGCUUGGGACAUGGACGCCGAGGACGGUGUUGACGUGUGUCUCCGCGCACUAGGAGAGAUUGGCUGGAUCUACGCCAAUAGCCAGGAGCGAGAGAAGACUGUUCGCAUGGUUUGGGAGGCACGGGUCAUCCGUGAUGAUGAGCGCCGUCGUGAACGCAACCGUCAGCGUGAUUAUCUUGAGGAUCAACGUGCUCAGGCUUAUCACUCAGGACAACGUUCGCAGGAUCGUUCCCCUUAUAUGAUUAACAAAUCGUCGCUGCCGUCGUCCGCUCGCGGCCAGGGAGCGACGCCUCGUUCGCUCUCACUUGUCUCAGCCGCUGGACAAUCUCGCCCUCAUCUUCCCCCGUUGUCGCUUGCCUUCUCUCCGGUAGACAGUGCUCCCAACACCGCUAUCACGGACGAUGGUAGUGGCAGCUGGACCACUUAUACGCCACCCACGACGUCGGGUUCAAUGACGAGUAACGCCACUACGAACCGCAGCGUCUCGCCACCCGAUUCUAAAUCGCCCCAUACACUGUCAUCAUUAAAACAUCUCCCUCCUAUCCAACACUCAUUGAAAACCGAGAAUGAUUCAUUUUAUAAUGGGGUCACUGAUCUGGAUCCAUUCUCAUUUUCUGUCGACAGCACUACCGGCCCCGGUGUCCCCCAUGCAUGGUCAUCGCAAUACCAACAUCAAGUUGGACCUGGUAGUGGUUAUCUUGACCCCAGCGUCAUUUUUACUGGACCAGAUUGUCCAACCUUCUAUCACUAA